AAAAGAAAAUAUCCAUUGUCUAGCCAGAAACAUAGGAUCAUUGACCAAAAUCUUAUGGCCAUAUUUACCAAUCUGAUUCCCUAAACUAUUACCUUCCAUUUCCUUCUCUUUCUCUCUAAUGGCAAUCUCUCCUUCCAGCUGGUUUAUCAAAGUCCAUUAAUGGGGGAGCCAAUGCAGCCUCCUAGCACCGCUGCUUCCUCCAACGACUCGCCCAGAACACCCAAAUCACCAGCACCGACACCUCCACAUCCACAACAACCACUGCAACAGACCUCAAACCUUCUCCAACCUUCUUCAGAGAAAAAGAAGAACAAAACAAAAGUUUUUCGCGUUUUCCGCUCGGUUUUUCGAUCUCUCCCCAUCAUAACCCCUGCGUGCAAGAUUCCUGUUCUCCAAGGUGGCUUAUUACCUGACCCCCACCACCGGCACGUAUCAGGAAAUAAGGUGACCGGAACGUUAUUUGGGUACCGUAAAGGUAGGGUCAGUUUGUCUAUACAAGAAAAUCCAAGGUGUUUUCCUUCCGUAAUCGUCGAGUUAGCCAUACAAACUAAUGUGUUGCAGAAGGAACUAGGUUCAGGAAUGGUGAGAAUUGCAUUAGAAUGUGAAAAGAGACCAGAAAAAGAUAAAAUUAGGUUGUUAGACGAGCCAUUAUGGACCAUGUUCUGUAAUGGUAAAAAGAACGGUUAUGGAGUGAAGAGGGAUGCGCUAGAGGAAGAUUUGAAAGUUAUGGAGCUUCUUAGGGCUGUUUCCAUGGGGGCUGGUGUUCUUCCUGGGAGUUCAGAUGCUGAAGGCCCAGACAGCGAGUUUGCUUACAUUAGGGCCCAUUUUGAACGGGUUGUGGGCUCCAAAGAUUCCGAAACAUUGUACAUGAUCAGCCCUGAAGGUAAUAAUGGGCCUGAGCUUAGCAUUUUCUUUGUGCGAGUAUGACAGGUGUCGGGAUCUGAUUCGAACAAUUACAUGAUAAUGAGGAGGUGGUUGGUUCCUCUAUGGAUUUAUUUACAUGAUGCAUCUAUCUUCUUUCUUGUGGGAGCGAAGAGGUUGAUUAGUGAGUGUAGAUAAUUAAAGAUAUAGAGAAGGAGAGAAGGGUCAUUAGGUAGUUUCUUUUCUUAAGUUUUAACUAAUAAUUGAUGGACAUACAAUGAUAAUCAUGCACAAUUCGUUGGUUUGGAAUAGAUCGAUGUUGACUCAAUAAAGUUGGAGGCAUUUAUUUGUUUUUAA
This is a messenger RNA of Ricinus communis (castor bean), 1218 nucleotides long. RefSeq names its product protein MIZU-KUSSEI 1. The transcript has a single exon. The coding region runs from base 160 to 927 and encodes 255 amino acids. The record is from RefSeq and is a predicted model, not a curated record. Gene Ontology annotation, biological process: hydrotropism. NCBI's taxonomy places the organism in Eukaryota, Viridiplantae, Streptophyta, Magnoliopsida, Malpighiales, Euphorbiaceae.